Molecule: messenger RNA, 1691 nt
Organism: Verruconis gallopava
Lineage: Eukaryota; Fungi; Ascomycota; Dothideomycetes; Venturiales; Sympoventuriaceae
Product: mannose-6-phosphate isomerase, class I
Exons: 5
Coding region: 105-1433 (442 amino acids)
Biological process (GO): carbohydrate metabolic process; GDP-mannose biosynthetic process
Cellular component (GO): cytosol
Molecular function (GO): mannose-6-phosphate isomerase activity; zinc ion binding
Source: RefSeq, a predicted model, not a curated record
AGCUACCCCACGUGCACUAUAGUCUUUUCCACACCGAAUAUCCUGAGUCUGUCCUUUCACUCCUGCUCUCCAUUGUCUGUUCGCCUUUUAAUUGAUUCGACAAGAUGCAGGUACCAUUGAUCCGAUUGCAGUGCGGUGUGAACAGCUACGAAUGGGGAAAGAUCGGUUCUAGCUCUGCCGCUGCAAAGUAUGCUGCCGCCACUCCGUCAGAUGGCUUCUCAAUCCAGGAAGAAAAGCCGUAUGCUGAGCUGUGGAUGGGAACACAUCCCUCAAACCCAAGCAAAGACCUGCAGACUGGCCGAACCCUUCUAGAGCUUGUCCAGGACAAUCAAGCGCUGAUGUCGAAGGAAGUCAGUGAAAAGUACCAGAACAAGCUGCCGUUUCUCUUCAAAGUGCUUUCCAUCAACAAAGCCCUCAGCAUUCAAGCACACCCGAACAAAAAGCUCGCGGAGCAGCUGCAUGCCAAGGACCCAAAGAACUACCCGGAUGACAACCACAAGCCGGAGAUGACGAUUGCCAUCACCGACUUCGAAGGUCUCUGCGGCUUCCGCCCACUGAACGAAAUCGCGCACUUUCUCUUCACAGUUCCGGCACUUCGCCAGCUCGUCGGAGAAGACGAAGCCAAGAGCUUCACGGCCACGGUCGCUGGAUCAGAUGAGUCCGCCAAAAAAGAGGCGCUCAAGUCGGCCUUUACGAAGCUUAUGUCGUCCAGCAAGGACUCGAUCGAAUCCGCCACGGCCGCUCUUCUUGAGCAAGCCUCGACGGAAAAGGACGCCUUCGCCGGCUCUGGUGGCCCCUCGAACACGGGCGCCCAGCUCGCCGAGCUGGUGAAGCGCCUGAACAGCCAGUUCCCUAACGACAUCGGCCUCUUCGUGCUGUUCUUCCUCAAUUACGUGACGCUGUCCCCUGGCGAGGCUAUGUUCCUGCGCGCGGACGACAUCCACGCCUACAUCUCGGGCGACAUCGUGGAGUGCAUGGCCGCGUCCGACAACGUCAUCCGCGCCGGCUUCACACCCAAGUUCAAGGACGUCGAGACCCUGACCAGCACGCUGACGUACAGCUACGCGCCCAUCGACGAGCAGAAGAUGCAGCCGAUCGACUACCCGUACGUGACGCUGAACCGCGCCGCAUACAGCAACGCCAGCGAGGCGAAGCUGUACGACCCUCCCAUCGAGGAGUUCGCCGUCGUGAGGACGGUGCUGCAGGGCGAGGGCGCCAAGGCAACUUUUGACCCGAUCGAAGGCCCUAGCAUUCUCAUCUGCACGGAGGGGUCGGGCAAGAUCUCGGUAGGGCCAAAGACCGAAGAAGUCAAGCCUGGUUACGUAUUCUUUAUUGGAGCCACCGCGGAGGCUGUCCUUGAGGCUGACAGCAAGGACCAAUUUGUCACCUUCAAGGCAUUCUGUGAGCUCGACAGCAAGGGGGGAAAGCUAUAGAUAAGCCCCGUGCGCGGCACCAUUGGACGUAGACACGAGUGAAGAAUUGGUCUCGAAGUUGUCGAAAGUGAAUUCACGAGGCCCCGAGAGAGAAAGAGUCACAGAAAGAGAAAUGAACUUUGUAUAUGCUCUCUCAUCACAAGAUGAACGAUGGUUCACAAGUGAUUGAAAAAAUAAAUAAAUAAAAGACCUGCUUUCUCGGAGAUAUUACAAUAGUGUUUUUUUUUUCUAGCGUUAUAAGAAGACAACAUAAGCCCG